AUGUUCCUGUUGACUCUUAACUAUUUGUUUAUUAUGUAGAACAAAAGUAAGCUCAAACAGCAUUUUACUAUCUAAAAAAUAUAGCCAGAGUUCACCCUAUUCUCUCCCUACUGAGACUCUGAUGCAUCCUUUUAUUUCCAGCUGUAUUGACUAUUGUAAAUAAUGCCCUGCUUUCUGGUCUUUCUAAAAUCACUCUGCACAGCCUUCACCUGUUGCAAAACUCUGCUGCUCCAGUGCUAACCAAGACCACAAGUCUUUAAGACCAGCCUCAAGACCCGACUUUUUAACUGUAUUUCUUGAAUUGGAACAUUUCCUGCCCGAGUCUGUGCAUUUUCCAUAAAGUUGUGUUUAUCCAUGUGGGGUGAGUAUGGUAUUUUUUUUUUUUUUGUGAGUUUGUACUGCAGUUUGAGCUGCUUUUAGUAUGAAGAGUGCUUUAUAGAUUUGAUUAAAAUGGCAAGAACAAAUACUUAAUACUUGUUCCUCAUGAAGUAAACUAUGAUAGAUUAAUAUUUAGAUCACUGAUUUAAAAAAGUCAGUUUACAUACUAACAUAAUACAAUUUUCAUAGUUAUAUAAAUAUGUUUAAAUGAGUAUUUUCAUGCCUAAUCUGGUAGUUUUAGUUUCUAAUCCAACUUAAUAAGAGCAAAGUGAAUUAUUUAUGGAAAAAACAGAUGCUUAUGAAACACAAUGAAUCCUUUAUGUUUUCCAGAUAAAAGAUGGCGCAGCAGCAGGAAGUGGAUUUUGAGAAAAAACUUCUCAAGGUUCGCUCUGAGUUUGUGGAGAGAGUUUCUGAGGAAAUCCUGAAACAGCUCCUCGAUGGCCUUCUAUCAGAUGGCGUCUUUAAUCCUUCAGAGAAGGAGGAAAUUCUUCAGAAAAUCCAAACCAGAGCAGAUGAGGCCCGUGCCACCAUAGAUGCUGUGAUGAAGAAAGGAAAGAGAGCCAGUGACAUUAUGAUCCAACGUCUUCAGCUCAUAGAUCCAACCCUGUCCAACCAGCUGGGUUUGUCCUGUUUGUCUCCUGCUAAAGAUAUUGUUGGUCAGUGUAAUCUCAAAAAAUCGCUAAAGAUGAAAUUCCAAAGUCUCUGUGAAGGCCUCACUGAACAUGGAAAUAACAUCCUUCUGAACCAGAUCUACACAGAGCUCCACAUCACAGAGGGGUUAACUACAGAGGUCAACCAGGAACAUGAGGUCAGACAGAUUGAAACAGCAUCCAGGAAACAAGAAACAACAAUCAGACGAAAAGACCUCUUUAAAGUCCCACCUGGAAGUGAUCAACCAAUAAGAACAGUGAUGACUAUGGGAGUGGCUGGCAUUGGGAAAACAGUUUUAAUACAGAAGUUCAUUCUGGACUGGGCCGAAGGGAAAUCCAACCAGAACAUCCAGUUCAUAUUUCCAUUCACUUUUAGAGAGCUGAAUCCAAUGAAAAAAGAAAAGUUCAGCUUAUUAGGACUGAUUCAUAAAUUCUUUUCUGAAACCAAAGAAAUCAGCAGCUUAGAAGCGUUCCGGAUUCUCUUCAUCUUUGAUGGCUUGGAUGAGAGUAGACUUCCAAUGGACUUCCACAACAAGGAGAUCCUGACUGAUGUUACAGAGUCCACCUCAGUAGAUGUUUUGCUGACAAACCUCAUCAAGGGGAAACUGCUUCCCUCUGCUCUCCUCUGGAUAACCACUCGACCUGCAGCAGCCAAUCAGAUCCCUGCUGAGUUCACUGACAUGGUAGCAGAGGUUAGAGGGUUCACUGACCCCCAGAAGGAGGAGUACUUCAGGAAGAGAUUCAGAGAUGAAGAGCAGGCCAACAGGAUCAUUUCCCACAUCAAGAAAUCAAAAAGUCUCCACAUCAUGUGCCACAUCCCAGUUUUCUGCUGGAUCUCUGCUAAAGUUCUGGAGGAUAUGAUGACCAAAGAGGGAGGAGAUCUGCCCAAGACCCUGACUGAGAUGUACGUAGAGUUCCUUCUGGUUCAACUCAAUAUGAAAAAGGAAAAGUAUGACGGAGGAAAAAAGAGAGAAUCUAUCUGGAGCUCAAAGAACAGGAAGCUGAUUGAGUCUCUAGGAAGACUGGCUUUUGAGCAGCUGCUAAAGGGAAACCUGGUCUUUUAUGAAUCAGACCUCAAAAAGUGUGGCAUCAACUUCAAAGAUGCUGCGUUGUUCUCAGGAGUUUUUACUGAGAUGUUUAAAAAGGAGAAAGGGGUUCGCAACAUCACCGUCUAUUCUUUUGUUCAUCUGAGCAUCCAGGAGUUUCUGGCUGCAGUCUACACGCGCCACUGCUUCACCACCUGGAGGAAACGAAAACUGAUCAAGAAAAUUUUGGAAAAAUAUUAUUUUUCCUUGUCUUUGGAUGAGUUCAUGAAGAAAAUCAUGGAAAAAUCUCUCCGCAGUAGAAAUGGGCACCUGGACCUGUUUGUCCGCUUCCUUCAUGGUCUCACUGUGGAGUCCAACCAGAGACUCUUAGGAGGCCUGCUGGGUCAGACAGAGAACAGUCCAGAAACCAUCCAGAGAAUCAUUACCAACCUGAAGGAGAUGAACACUGAUAAGGUGAACACUGAUGAAAUCUUUCCUGACAGAAGCAUCAACAUCUUCAACUGUCUGGUGGAGAUGAACAACGUCUCAUUUCAUCAGGAGAUAAAAAAGCUGCUGGAUUCUCGGAAGGAGCUCUCAGAGACGGACUGUUCAGCUCUGGCCGACGUGCUGCAGAUGUCAGAGGUUCUGGAUGAGUUGGACCUGGAGAAGUACAACACAUCAGAUGAUGGACGACUGAGACUGGUUCCAGCUGUGAGGAACUGCAGAAAGGCUCGACUUGGUGGCUGUACGCUCCAAAGGAAUGAAUGUGAGGUUGUGGCCUCGGCUCUGAAGUCCAACCCAGAUCUGACUGAACUGGAAAUAAGUGAGAUCUUGAUAGAGGGAGGUGGAGACUCUGAUAUGAAGCCUCUGUGUGAGAUCCUGGAGAGUUCAGUCAGUAAAGUGAAGAAUCUGAGAUUGGAUCUCUGCAGUUUGUCAGAGACCAGCUGGACUUCUCUGUUCUCAGCUCUGAAGUCCAACCCGUCCCAUCUGACAGAACUGAAYCUGAUCGAGUCCAACCUGGAUGGUGCUGGAGUGAAGGAGCUCUGUGGUUUUCUACAAAAUGAUCUCUGCAAAAUACAACAAUUAGGAUUGGAGAAAUGCAGUUUGUCAGAGACCAGCUGGACGUCUCUGUUCUCAGCUCUGAAGUCCAACCCGUCCCAACUGACAGAACUGAACCUGAGCGGGACCAACUUGGGAGGUUGUGGAGUGAAGGAGCUCUGUGGUUUCCUACAGACUCCUGGCUGCAAAGUUCAAUGGAUCAGACUUGGUGGCUGUACGCUCCAGAAGACUGAAUAUGAAGUUGUGGCCUCGGCUCUGAAAUCCAACAAAGAUCUGAAAGAACUGGAAAUAAGUGAGAUUGAACUGGGAGGUGAAACCAUUGAAGACUCUGAUAUGAAGCCUCUGUGUGAGAUCCUGGAGAGUUCAGUCAGUAAAGUGAAGAAUAUCAGAUUGAGGAGCUGCAGUUUGUCAGAGACCAGCUGGACGUCUCUGUUCUCAGCUCUGAAGUCCAACCCGUCCCACCUGACAGGACUGGACCUGAGCAGCACCAACCUGGAAGGCUCUGGGGUGAAGGGGCUCUGUGGAUUCCUACAGAAUCAUUUGUGCAAAUUACAAAAUUUAAGAUUGGUGAUCUGCAGUUUGUUGGAAACCAGCUGGGCUUCUCUGUUCUCAGCGCUGAAGUCCAACCCGACCCAACUGACAGAACUGGAGAUGAUCGACAGCAACCUGGGAGAUUCUGGAGUGAAGGGGCUCUGUGGUUUUCUACAGACUGAAGGCUGCAGAUUUGAGAAAUUGAUGUUGAUCCGCUGCAGUUUGUCAAAGAUCAGCUGUGAUUWUCUGGCCUCAGCUCUGAAGUCCAACAGCCUCCAACUGACCAAACUGGACCUGAGAAAGAACUACAACCUGAAGGAGUCAGAUGUUGAGCAGCUGAGGCAUCUUGUAAAGACUGUGGAGUGGAGGGACUGAUGACCUCUGUAAAGUAGAGAACGGUCUCUGUGUCCUGCUGAUCCUCAGAGGUUGAAGCUGCUGCAGUUUGAGUCUAAAGAGACUCUGACUGGAUCAUGAUGAUGACCUCUGACCUCAAAGAUUUUCCUCCUGUUUAUUUUCUCAUGUCUGUCAUUUAGUGUCAGAUAUUGUUUGUCUCUCUGGAUCAAUAAAGAUCCGAUUCAAACUCUGCUCCAUUUAGAGGCUUCAUGGAGUUUUGAUCUGAACUGGACUCAACUGGAAAGUUGAUGUUUUUUCUCUCUGAUUCAUUUUCAUCCUGGAACCUGAAAUGAUCUGAGAUGAAAACAUGGGAAUCAUUUUCAGUUCAGCUUUGAGUCAUGAAAAACAUUCAAACCUCUUUUCUCUGCUGCUUCUGCUUCUGUUGACAUGAAAAUGUUCCUCAAAGCUCCACAGAUUAAAAGAUGCUUUACUGGAAACUGCAGAGAAACUUCAGCUUUUGAAACCAGCCUGUGAUGAACAAACUGGUUUCAACAUGUUUUUCAUACUGGUUUUCAGUCUGUUCUACAGAAACACUGAUCUGAGAGCAGU
Messenger RNA from Poecilia reticulata (guppy), 4585 nucleotides. Lineage: Eukaryota; Metazoa; Chordata; Actinopteri; Cyprinodontiformes; Poeciliidae. The record is from RefSeq and is a predicted model, not a curated record.